This is a messenger RNA of Trematomus bernacchii (emerald rockcod), 981 nucleotides long. RefSeq names its product motor neuron and pancreas homeobox 1 (gene mnx1). The transcript is spliced from 3 exons. Gene Ontology annotation, cellular component: nucleus. The record is from RefSeq and is a predicted model, not a curated record. The coding region runs from base 1 to 951 and encodes 316 amino acids. Gene Ontology annotation, biological process: spinal cord motor neuron cell fate specification; neuron projection morphogenesis; endocrine pancreas development. Lineage: Eukaryota; Metazoa; Chordata; Actinopteri; Perciformes; Nototheniidae. Gene Ontology annotation, molecular function: DNA-binding transcription factor activity, RNA polymerase II-specific; sequence-specific double-stranded DNA binding.
AUGGAGAAAUCUAAAAACUUCCGCAUCGACGCGCUUUUGGCAGUCGAUUCUCCCAAAGUGCAGACUUCUCCUCUGGCUCUGGUAACUUCCCUGUCUUCCUCUUCCUCUUCCUCCCUCUCCAUCCCCACGUCUGGUUCCAUGGACUCUUUACGCGCCGAGUCUUUACGCGUAGACUCUUUACGCACAGAAACGCCGUCUCCACCGAGGAUUUCAAGCUGCGGAUUGAUCCCCAAACCUGGUUUCCUCAACAGUCCGCACAGUAUGCUCGGAUUACACCAUCAAAGCACCGGAGGAAUCCCCACCCAGGCUCUGUACGGACACCCCAUGUACAGCUACUCUGCUGCGGCUCUAGCAGGCCAACACCCCGCCCUGUCCUACUCUUAUCCAUCCCAUCAUCACCACAGCGACCCCAUCAAACUGACCGCGAGCACCUUCCAGCUGGACCACUGGCUGCGCGUGUCCACGGCCGGGAUGAUGCUGCCCAAAAUGUCCGACUUUAACUCCCAGGCGCAGAAUAACUUGCUUGGUAAGUGCAGAAGACCCAGAACUGCUUUCACCAGUCAGCAGCUGCUGGAGCUGGAGCAUCAAUUCAAGCUGAAUAAGUACUUGUCACGACCGAAGCGCUUUGAAGUGGCGACUUCCCUCAUGCUGACAGAAACUCAGGUUAAAAUCUGGUUCCAGAACAGACGUAUGAAGUGGAAGCGGAGCAAGAAGGCCAAGGAACAGGCGGCUCAGGAGGCCGAGAAGCAGAAAGGAGGAAAAGGAGGCCAGGACAAAUCUGAGGGAACGGAUAAGUCGGACUAUAAGAGCAAGACGGACUCAAAAAAUGGAAGAAUCAGAGACUUUAGAGACAGUGACGACGACGAGGGGGACACCUUCCUGUACAACUCGUCAGACUGCUCCUCAGAGGACGAGGCGAAUCACACCAGUGAUAUCAGUCCGCAGCCUUGAAGCUUGGGAAAAACGUGGAGAUUUGUAAUG